Messenger RNA from Ruditapes philippinarum (Manila clam), 1410 nucleotides. RefSeq lists its product as uncharacterized. Bases 520 to 1410 code for a protein of 296 amino acids. The record is from RefSeq and is a predicted model, not a curated record. Lineage: Eukaryota; Metazoa; Mollusca; Bivalvia; Venerida; Veneridae. The transcript is spliced from 3 exons.
UGUAUUGUCAUAUUUUAUUUUGCAGAAAUGUCAACCUGAUUGGUUUUAAUGAGGUGUUCCAGUAUAUUGAUAAAGCAGUCAAUUCACAUGUAGUAUUAUCUGAGGUCAGAUCAUAUUUCAAUUCAAUAAAAGACAUAGUGUGUAAAAUCAUGUAAAAUCUUUGGCAAGACAAGCAGAUCUAAAAGCGUUUGCCUUCUACAUUCAUGUUCAUGGGCACAACAUGAUGGAUGACCAAGAGAACAGCAGACGUUUGAGAUCAGAAGAGAACUUUAAUAUAAAAUCUGACUGCUUAUUCUGCACAAAUUAUGCUAAAUCAAACAAAAAGAAAUUGGUGGUGAUGUGUGGGAUGUUAAAACUUUAGAUUUUCAAGAUACAAUUAUUCGGAAAUGUAAAGAGAGAAAUGACUUGUUGGGUAUUGCUGUGCUUGGGCGAAUAGAACACAUUAUUGAUCUGCCUGCUGCUGAUGCAGUUUAUCAUCAAAUAUGCAAUACAAACUUCAGGAAUCGAAAAGACAUACCUAUGAAAUACCAAUCAAAUACAAGAAAACGCCAAAAACUUAGUGCAAAAAGUCCGGGGAGACCUAUCAAUAGAGAUCAACAAUUGGCAUUUGAUGAACUUGUGCGUUAUGUCGAAACAUCUGAAGGUAAAGUCAUUUCAGUGAGUGAUCUUGUCAAAAAAAUGACCGAGCUUUGUGGUGACAAGUCUUAUACUGCAAAACAUAUGAAAAAUAAGCUUAUAGAACACUUUGGUUCUGAUAUUGUUAUUGGGAAUCUUGAUGGUAAAAGUGACUUCAUAAGCUUAAAAACUACUGCAUCAAGUAUAAUUCAUAACUUUCACAAGAGGCAGCAAAAUGAACAGUCUGACGAACGAGAAAAUAUCAUAACAACUGCUGCUAAACUUAUCAAAAAUGACAUACAAUCAAUACAGUGUGAUAAAUCUUUCUACCCUUCAUCAGAAAAUGUUAAAUCACUUAAAGAAAAUUUAGCUUUUGUGCCAACAAGUUUGCUUGUAUUUUUGAACAAUAUUUUUGUUGAGAAAAACAGUGAGGUAAAAAUAGCUACUAUUGGCCAAGCAAUAAUGCAAGCAUGCAUACCUAGAAAUGUAAUUUGCCCAUUACAAUUAGGUCUAGGUGUACAAAUGCACCACCAUUUUGGUUCUAAAUUCCUUGUUGAAACUUUGUUUCAGUUAGGUCUUUGUGCAUCCUAUGGUGAAGUUCAAAAGUUUGAAAUGAAUGCAGCAGCUUCAAACACCACAUCUAUCCAAGAUUAUUUCCCUGGACAGUUUAUGCAAUUUGUAGCCGACAAUGUAGACCAUAAUUCUUGUACACUUGAUGGACAUAAUACUUUUCAUGGAAUGGACAUCAUUUCAUGUAAAACUCCUAAAAAUUCCAAGGACGAAUGCCAACUUUAG